UAUUCUUCUUCGUCUUAAUUUAAACCCUUUUUGUAAUUACUGAUACGGUCGAGAGCAAACAAGAAUUUGGAAUUUUUUUAUGAACUUUCGUUUUCAGUUAUAUUCAAAAUUGCAAAAUUUCCUCGAAAGUCUAGGUUGAUUGGAGUUGGAGUUCUGUAUAACAAUGUCCUCGCGGUUCCAGGCUGCUUCGCUCGUGGCAUCACCUUCUUACCCAAAUGCUGUCGCGUGGUCUGACGAAAAUUUGGUGGCAGUAGCCUCUGGCAAUAUUGUUACCAUACUGAAUCCGGCUAAACCAUUUGGUCCUCGGGGUCUGGUGACUAUCAAUGCCAGCAAGCCUUUUCCCAUUGGGUUGAUUGAGCGUGAAGAUUUGCUCUCGGAUUGCUUGCUACCGGUUUGUUUAUCACGGGAUACUCGUCCUUGUGUCAGGUCAAUUUCUUGGUCUCCUGUUGGUUUGGGGCCCAACUCAGGUUGUUUGCUUGCUGUAUGCACAACUGAAGGACAAGUGAAGAUUUAUCGCAUGCCGUUCUGUGAGUUUUCUGCAGAGUGGGUAGAGGUUGUGGAUAUAUCUGAGAUGCUGCAUGCUUAUCUCCAGAAUAUCAAUUUUGGGGAGCCAGGAAUUAUAUCUUCAGAAAAUUGUGAAGAGCCACAACUUCAAGAUAACAGAGAUCAGGAAUGUGCUGAUGACCUGCCCAUCUCCAUGUUAAGAAAUAAACACAAGCGAAGGAGGCAAGAUGCACUAAGCGUAAAGUCACUGUUCAUCAAUUUCUUUUGUCAUUUUCUUCUGAUUGUGAAGAUCUGGCAGGCAAGUGGCGAAGAAAUGAUGAAGUCAUCGAAAGUUAAUUAUGCUUCCUUCUUUCUGUUGAAGGAGGUUAUGGAAGUUGAUUCUAUCACAGUCUCUAUUCUAUCACUUAUUGUACCUGUGCAAUCACCACAGAAAAUGCCAUUGGCUAUUGGCAAAGGAUCUGGAAAAUUUGAAGUAUGGAUAUGUGAUAUCCCUACCAGAAAAUUCGAAAAAGUUGGUUUUUAUGAUGCACAUGACCACAUUGUUAUGGGUUUAGCCUGGGCUUUUGAUGGGCGUUCUUUGUACAGCUGCAGUCAGGACAACUCUAUAAGGAGCUGGUGUUUACAUGGAAACUGUCUGUAUGAAGUUCCAAUUCCUUCAAAUACGCCUGGUGUGAAGUGCUCCACUGAUGUUCCCAAUGCAUUUGAUUCUUGCUUUGGUCUAGCGGUAUCCCCUGGAAAUUUAGUGAUUGCUGUGGUUCGCAGAUUUGAUUCCGAUCUACUAAAUCCUAUGUACCAGGAAAGGACUCAGAAAGCUGCUGUCGAGUUUCUUUGGAUUGGAGGACAGCAGUUGGACAUUUUCGCUGAUGUAUGUCCAGAUUUUGAAGUUGAUGCUUUUCCUGGUUUCCCUGAGGAAGAGCUAAUAUGGUGGGAAAGAAAUAUGUUAUGGUCUCUGCGUCACUCUGAAUAUCUGGAUAACCCACUGGUUCUUUGGGAUAUUGUGGGAGCACUCCUGGCCUUUAAACAGUCCAUACCCAAGUUCGUGGAGCAUGUCUUACACAAAUGGUUGACAUCUUACUUCAGAUCCCAGUUUGACACUCCUACAACAUUUUUGCUUGAAGCCUCUAAAUCUCUUUCCAAGCUUUCAUCUCGCCAGUUACAUCAUUUGAACAUUAUCAGCAGGCAUGUGGUACUUAAAGAGCUAAAUGCAGACAAGAACGGUGGGCAAGAACAGGAAUUAGAAGGGUUAAGUUGUGCUGAAGAAGAACAGUUAAAGUUAUGGAUGGAAUUGCUCUCGAACAGUGAAAGGGAACUGCAAGAAAGGCUCGUUAGUCUCACCUUUUCUGCCAUUUUAAGUCUACUGUCCAAUUCAAAAAUGGAUUCUUCUAAAGUUGGAUGCUGGAGUCCUAUUGGAUCAGCACAGAUGGAGCAGUGGGUUUCACGUAAUUAUAAAUAUGUGAAGGAUUAUCUUAAGUUUCUUGUAGCAGAAGUUGGAAAAUAUGACAAGAGGAGACUAAAGGACAUUUGUGGAUGUGAACUGGAAGAGCGAUGCAGUUACUGUUCAGCAAUUGUUCCAUUUGAAUCGACAGAAUUUGCAUUUUGUUUGGGAGUUAAGGGUAGUAAUAGGGUAGGCCAGAGCCAUAAACUUGUGCGCUGUGCUGUUACUAUGCGUUGUUGCCCCACUACCCCCUUAUGGUUUUGUGUAUGUUGUCAACGAUGGGCUUCAAAGUUGACUCCUCGAGAUCUAUUCACAAUGCCUGGAUAUCUUUCAGAUUUGCAAUCUUUUCUCAGGCCUUCAUCUGUAGGAUCAUCUCUACCAUACUGUCCUUUUUGUGGAAUACUUCUACAAAGAUUACAGCCAGAUUUUUUGCUCUCACCAACUCCAGUGUAAAUUUAAGUUUUCCACCACAAAAAUUAUUACAUGGUAGAUAUAUAUUAACUUAUUGAAAUUGGUUAAUUUGCCAACCAAAAAUGUCCAUUUUUUCUGCUGCGUGUGUCAAUGUGAUUCGGUCAUGCAGUUACUCCACUGGUGUAUCACAUGUUUAUUCGUAGAAUUGAGUUUGCCAUCAGCAUUCAGGAACAUGUGGUGAAAUCAGUCCUCUGUCCAAAAGGCACAUCUCUAUCUUAUUAGGCAAUGCUUGGCUGCUCGGUCUCCACUGGUAGUGCCACUCAGCUGCUGGUGUGAAAUGAAUCUACUUGCAUGGUAGGAGAUGCCAGUUUUAAAUUCAAAUUGUCUAGGUAAAGUUUGUUGAGAUUGGAUUAAAGAACCCGUGAACAAGUAUCCAGAUCUAACCUUUUCAUGCUCCUUUGACUAUGUUGAAAGUGGAAAUAAGGUUAGUUACAAGGCUUACUAUCCUGCCAACUUCAGAGAGAAUGUUGAAUGUCAAGGCAGUUCAGCUUAGUAAUAAUCCAGGUGAGAGAAUGAAUUGUGGGGGUGAUGGAGAAGAUGGGUUUCAGAGUGGACAAGGGGUCUAGAGGAAAUGCUCUUGAAAUUGAAGUGAUGGCCGAGGAAACCUUCGCUCGCUGAAAACUGUGGUGGUAGGCUGGUAGCCAUCACAUAUUGGUGGUGCCCUGCCACAUGCUGCAGCUGCAGCGCACUUUGGGUAUUAUAGUAAGGUUUUUGUAAUGCAUCAGCAUGCUUGCUCUGACGGUGAUACCUUUAUGUAUUUAUUUAUGUUCCGUUUGGUUGAAAAUUUGAGAAUAUAGUUAUAUGGAAACAAGGAAUAUUUAAAUCUCUGUUUAUUUCUUGUACCUGUUACCUUGAUUGGUUUAGAUGAAAUAUAAUCAGCUGUAUUAUAGGACUAUUUGGAUUAUUUUGUUGGAUAAUAGCACCAAGAAUCAGACUUUGCAUAUUAAUUUCCAGGGAUGCUACACAUACAUCAGGGUGUCCAUACUGGUAUUCACCCCCUCACAUGGAGGGCGAUCCACUUCAAAUAAAAUAUAAUCUAUCCAAAGUAGAUCCCCCUCCCGAACGGAUACAACAUUAUGUACAG
Molecule: messenger RNA, 3494 nt
Organism: Olea europaea var. sylvestris
Lineage: Eukaryota; Viridiplantae; Streptophyta; Magnoliopsida; Lamiales; Oleaceae
Exons: 14
Coding region: 164-2392 (742 amino acids)
Biological process (GO): transcription initiation at RNA polymerase III promoter
Cellular component (GO): transcription factor TFIIIC complex
Molecular function (GO): histone acetyltransferase activity; protein binding
Source: RefSeq, a predicted model, not a curated record